Onthophagus taurus is the source of this 1361-nucleotide messenger RNA. RefSeq lists its product as uncharacterized. The record is from RefSeq and is a predicted model, not a curated record. NCBI's taxonomy places the organism in Eukaryota, Metazoa, Arthropoda, Insecta, Coleoptera, Scarabaeidae.
CACAGUUUUAAUCAUUCAAUAAAACGUUACACACUUGGUAAAACCUUCCCCUUUGGAUUUAAUCAAUUAUUACGAUGUUUCGAGGGUUGAAAUCGAUGCGAUUCUGCGCAAUGAUGUCCAUCGUUUUCAUCCUGCUGGUGGGCAUGUCUUUUGCCAAACAGGUCUAUUACCAUGGAAACACCGAGUCCUUCCAACCAAUAGUCUCCGUGUCUCAAUCGAAACGCAUCUGCGCCGCCCUCUGUAUGUCUGGUUUAGGUGGAAAAUCCUGCGGCCCAGACUGCCAGGACCUCACCCCUAACACAAUUCCUGCUCAGUUUCCAAACAGUAGCGACGCCGUUCGCGUCGCUCAAUCUUCGAUGGCCCGAAGAAACGUGUGCCCGAUUCUUUGCAAAAACGGCCUUGGACAACCACUUUGCGAUUGUCAAGAUCCAAAAAAUCGAGCGAAAGAAGUUAACGAAGAGAUCGACUUCGUGCAGGUUUGUGGAAAUUUUUGUCUUGAUUUCAAGCAUCGUUUGCCGGGAUGUCAAAGUUGCAAAGUUUACGAAGAGGCAGCAAAAACGGAUAAAAAUGUUUUUUCUGUAAAUUCUUCAUCUUCAUCGUUGGAUCGAAGCUUGAAGACGGUGGAUUGGGAGGAAUGGUGCAGGCAAAUGUGUAGCGUUGGAGAUGGUGGCGCUGCAUGUAAUUGUGACAUCCUUCCCAUGAGUCUGCACGUUGAUUAAUUAAAAAGAACACUAGAAUAAGGUAUAAACAAAAAAUAAUUACCUACUGCUAUUAAUAAACAAAUUUUAUCGAUUAUUUUUUAUUGUUGUGACUAAAAUCUUAAAAAAAAGUCACUUUUCUCUCUUAAUCCUAGAAUCUCAACUAUUUAAGUACUUAAGAAAUUAAUUUUUUAAAUCAAUGUUCAAUGGUAAUCUUGCUUUAAACGUACUUAAAAAAAAACACUUCUACACUUUAACUAAAAACGGUAUUAAUCCUAUUUAAAAAUGUACCUGAUCGUACUACAUUAAUAAUAAAUCCUAUUAUGUAAAUAUUUCAAAAAAAAAACAAAAUCAACGUCUUCCAUACCAAAACUGUAAAUAAAACAAAAAAUUUUUUUAUAAAUCAAAUCUAAUAGUGAUUUGUAUACGUUUCAGUUUAAGAACUUGUUGUGGAAUAAGCAUAUCACCUCCGGCAAAAAAAAUUGUUCCCCAUCUCCGUGACGGUUUAAAAAUGACUGUUGCUUGUGUCAGAAGUGUUGUUGUCUAUUUCCUACUUGAGUCAAUACGUUUCCUUUCCACGAACGAAAACCUAGAUGUACAUAAAUUUAAAUAAAACGAAAAAUAAGUAAAUAAAUAGAAAACUGAAAUCGGAAAAAUGUUUUC